Mitosporidium daphniae is the source of this 546-nucleotide messenger RNA. RefSeq lists its product as uncharacterized. The record is from RefSeq and is a predicted model, not a curated record. The coding region runs from base 1 to 546 and encodes 181 amino acids. Lineage: Eukaryota; Fungi; Microsporidia. Gene Ontology annotation, molecular function: RNA binding. The transcript has 2 exons. Gene Ontology annotation, biological process: maturation of LSU-rRNA from tricistronic rRNA transcript (SSU-rRNA, 5.8S rRNA, LSU-rRNA). Gene Ontology annotation, cellular component: nucleolus.
AUGUCCACCGUGGAGCUUUCCCUGCCUGUUUCCGCGCCCCCUCCUGACAACCAGCCGGUAUCGGGUAGAAAAGGCAGCAAAAAAGAGGCGCCCAUCAAAAUGAGCAAUGUGGUUUAUCUCGGCCAUAUCCCACAUGGAUUCUACGAAGAGCAAAUGAAGGCCUAUUUUUCUCAAUUUGGAACGAUUGUAAACCUUCGUCUUUCUCGAAACAAAAAAACGGGCGCAUCUAAGCAUUACGCAUUUAUAGAGUUUAACGACCCAGAUGUGGCCGAAAUAGUGGCAGAUACCAUGAACAAUUAUCUGAUGUUCACUUCGGUUCUCAAAUGCCACGUGUUACCAGCCUCCUCGGUGCAUGCUGAAAUGUGGAAAGGCGCCAACCGUCGAUUUGUCGUCUCAAAAAAGAAGAAAAACACAACAGAUCCAACCACUCCAUCUCAAGAGCAAAUUGAGAAAAGAUCCCUACGUCUUAAAAGGCGAAACGCAUUGAAGACCAAACGCCUGCAGGCAUUGGGGUUAAACUUUUUGUCAAGCGAAAGUCAAGUUUAG